AUGUUUCUCAGUCUCCUUUACUAUUAUCUGAUCGAUCAUUCUAGCUUUUAUAGUCCAACUUCGAAGUUAUUAUUUGAUGUUUUUUCUCAAAUGUUGAGUGCGCUUCUUAAGAUGUGUUUUUGUGUUCCAAAAUUAACUGAAAAGGAAGCAAAAUUCAUUGACGAACUCUUGAAAGCAAAAGAUGUUGAUGACGUUCUAGUGAUAGCAGAAGUGGAAAAAACCUUCUAA
Messenger RNA from Funneliformis caledonium, 228 nucleotides. The record is from the annotation of a GenBank genome assembly. Lineage: Eukaryota; Fungi; Glomeromycota; Glomeromycetes; Glomerales; Glomeraceae.